Molecule: messenger RNA, 890 nt
Organism: Exophiala xenobiotica
Lineage: Eukaryota; Fungi; Ascomycota; Eurotiomycetes; Chaetothyriales; Herpotrichiellaceae
Exons: 3
Coding region: 214-486 (90 amino acids)
Source: RefSeq, a predicted model, not a curated record
CUCAAGUCCCUGUCUCUUCUCUCUCUCAGUCUCCUCCCGCCUCCACCUCAAAUAAAUCCGGCCUGCGCCUGCGCUUCUUCCGUUCUUCGUCUCGAAACCUCAUCACCACACCCUUCAAACUAAUCGGCCAUCUGCCCUCCCUCUGUUCACUCGCUUCCUUCAACGUUCUCAUCGACUUCGCCCUACCUGUCUUCAAAGCCAACUUCACACAACAUGUCGAAUCAAGGAUACUACCAGCAAGGUCCGCCUCAGGGCUACUAUCCUCCCCAACAGCCUCAGCAAGCCUACGGACAAGGAUACGGCUACCCCCAGCAGCAACCACCCAUGCAAUACCAACAAGGCCCUCCUCAGCAAGUCAUUGUCCGUGAAAAGAAGGAUCGAGGAUGUCUGGGCGCAUGUCUUGCCGCGCUUUGCUGCUGCUUCGUCUGCGAAGAGGGAUGUGAAUGCUGCGCCGACUGCUGCGAAUGCUUUGCCGAAUGCUGUUAAAAGGGGAUUAAUUCAACAUGGGAAUGCACUGCCCAAAAGGGGAAGGGGAAGGCAAUGAAGGAACGGUAAAGACUGGGGGGCUUGUACCGGUCCAACCGUUCUCAUGUGACGAAAGGACUCAUACUCGAUCCACUGUUCAUCACUGGCAGUGCAGAACAGCAAAGCGAUAAUGGCUCGGCGACGAAAGAUAUAGCAUGACACAUAACCGGCUGUCUGGUUUGCGGCGAAGAGAGAAGUGGUGAAGAGCUUUCCAGUUUUGCUUUCGGCCUUGGUGCGAAGAUCGAAAUGAUGGCGCCGUGUCCAAGGGUAGCGUUUAUUGAAAUUCAAAGUCCUGAUGUUUCUGCUGCUCGCAUGAACUUCUUCUUUCCAAACUACAGGCUGUGUUACUCAUGCACCAAUUCUAC